Messenger RNA from Chionomys nivalis (European snow vole), 1580 nucleotides. It is a transcript of the gene Slc19a3, whose product is annotated as solute carrier family 19 member 3. NCBI's taxonomy places the organism in Eukaryota, Metazoa, Chordata, Mammalia, Rodentia, Cricetidae. The transcript has 6 exons. The coding region runs from base 9 to 1475 and encodes 488 amino acids. Gene Ontology annotation, biological process: transmembrane transport; vitamin transport. Gene Ontology annotation, cellular component: plasma membrane. The record is from RefSeq and is a predicted model, not a curated record. Gene Ontology annotation, molecular function: thiamine transmembrane transporter activity.
CAAGAGCCAUGAAUUGCUUCAGAACUCCACCAAGCAACUCUUGGGUCUAUCCCACUGUGAUACUCUGCUUAUUCGGAUUUUUCUCCAUGUUCAGGCCCUCCGAGUCAUUCUUAAUCCCAUUUUUGUCUGAUCCCAGUAAGAAUCUAACCGAAACAGAGAUGACAAACGAGGUCCUUCCCGUUUGGACAUACUCCUACCUGGCCGUGCUGCCCCCUGUGUUUGUCCUCACCGAUUACCUGCGCUACAAGCCGGUCAUCAUGUUACACAUCAUGUCCUUCGUCGUCUGCUACCUGAUUCUCUUGUUUGGCCAAGGUGUGAUGCUCAUGCAGGUGGCCGAGUUCUUUUUUGGGGUCGUCUCAGCCACAGAGAUAGGCUACUAUUCCUACAUAUACAGUAUGGUCAGCCCAGAGCACUACCAGAAGGUGAGCAGCUACUGUCGGAGUGUUACCCUGGUGGCCUACACAAUGGGCUCGGUGCUGGCCCAGCUCCUGGUAUCCCUGGCAACUGUACCAUACUCUUACCUCUUUUACAUAUCCUUGGCCUGUGUCUCUGGGGCAUUCAUUUUCUCGCUUUUUCUACCAAUGCCUAAGAAAAGCAUGUUCUUCCAUACAACGUAUGACAGAGAAGCCCAUCAAAAGCCACUGGGGCAAGAUACCGUCCUCGAGGAAGCUCAGAACCACAAGACAGCUCGCACAGAAUUGCCUGCCACUCCAGGGAAUCUAGGGGACAGAAAGCUGAGCAACCCAGAGCCAGAAAAUGUGACUUUGAGGGUCUUUGUGCGUUGGUUUGAAGAUCUGAAGGAGUGCUACUCCUCAAAGCACCUGUUUUACUGGUCCCUGUGGUGGGCUUUUGCUACGUCGGGCUAUAACCAAAUCCUGAACUAUGUUCAAGUCUUAUGGGAACACAAGGCACCCUCUCAAGACUCUUCUAUCUAUAAUGGAGCAGUGGAAGCUGCUGCAACCUUUGGAGGAGCUUUGGCUGCCUUCACCGUGGGCUAUGUCAAGGUCAACUGGGAUCUCCUGGGAGAGCUGGGUCUGGCCGUCUUCUCAGCUCUCAUCUCCGGCGCUCUGUUUCUCAUGAAUUACACACUCAACAUCUGGGUGUGCUAUGCGGGCUAUUUGGUGGUCAAAUCUAGCUAUAUGUUUCUUAUAACCAUAGCAGUAUUUCAGAUUGCCGUUAACCUGAGCGUAGAACGUUAUGCCCUGGUGUUUGGCAUAGACACCUUUAUUGCCUUGGUGAUUCAAGCCAUCAUGACUGUGAUUGUGGCAGAUCAAAGAGGGCUCCACUUGCCAGUCACCACUCAGUUUUUAGUUUAUGGAAGUUACUUUGCUGUCAUUGCUGCAGUCUUCCUGAUACGAAGCACAUAUAUUAUCUACUCAGCCAAGUGCCGAAAGGAAGUGGAAAGCCUUGCUGCUGCUCAGAGUCCUAAUGAACCACACCUACAAGAGCCAAUAGAUGUGUCAACAAAGUUCUAACCCAGUUACAUCAACUCCAGUCACAAAAGGGAAGGAUUUUGAGUUGGGCAACCAGAAGUGCCUUGCCACACCCGGAUACUCUGCCAGUAAGGAUUCAAAAAUUAC